UACGCGGACGACAUCACCAUCUGGUGCGGCGGCGGGUCGGACGCAGCGGUGGAGCAGGCUCCGCAAGAGGCCCUGGACGUCACGGAAGAAUUCCUCGAGGGCACGGGACUGGUCCUCUCGCCGACCAAGUCGGAGCUCUUGCUGUAUCGGCCCGACAGAAAGGGCCGCAAGUUCGACACGCCGCUGGAUCAAGUACCGAUCGAUCUCAGAACGAAGACGGGUCAGCGCAUCCCGAGGGUUGAUUAUCUCAGGGUGCUCGGACUGGUCAUCAACGCAAAGGGCAGCAACGUGCAAACGAUCGCGCGCCUGAGGGCGAAGACGGAGAACAUGCUCAGACUCGUUUCUCGAGUGACGAGCCGGAGGGGUGGCAUCAGCGAAGCCAACCUCCUAAGGAUCUACCACGCCUUCCUCAUGAGCCAUAUCAACUACGUGGCUUCCGCACUAAACUGGUCGCGGUCUGAGGAAAACAAGAUUGACGCACUCAUCAGGAAGAGCAUUAAACGAGUGCUCGGUAUCCUGUGACGACCAGCACGGAUAAGCUGAUGCAGCUCGGGGUCCACAACACCCUGAGCGAAAUCGUAGAAGCACAGAAAACGGCAGAGAUCGGUCGCCUGUCUGCCAGCAAGUCCGGCCGCCGAAUACUCGAGAUGGUGGGCCUCACCGCCAUGGCCGCGGAAUCGUGCGCCGUCCCCCUCCAACAGGAAGAAAGGGACGCCUUUCGAGUGGCCACAUUCCCGAGGAACGUUCACCCACAACACAACGAGGCCAGGCGCGCAGCCAGGGCCCGAGCACUCAUCAAGACUGCCCUGCAGAACCCAGAGCUCGCGUCCUUUGUCGACGCGGCGCAGUAUCCCAGAUCAAACUCGUACGCGGCCACGGUGGUUGAUCCCCAGGGCAAAAUCCUCAAUGCAGCGUCGAUCCAACACUCGACGGCGUCCGUCGCAGAGCAAGUCGCAGUGGCGCUGGCCCUGUGCGAUCCUGGGCGCACCCAGAUCUUCACGGACUCCAGGUCGGCAGCGAUGGCCUUUCUCGCCGGCUCGGUCUCGGCCGAGGCUGCGGAGGUGCUUAGGACCCGCAAGCCAGGCACGGUCCGUCAUGUCAUCACUUGGGUCCCGGAUCACAUGGGCCGGAACGUCUCUCCCGGCUCGAUCAACCCCAAUGAGCUGGCCCACGACCAGGCGCGAGGUCUCGUCAACCGCGCCAGUCUGAGGGGCCCGGCUUCGCAGGGGAUCGACCGGACCACGGACCCGCUGCUUACUUUCCACGACAUCACGGCUCACUACCAGCUGGGACGCAGGCAGUUCCCGGCUCCUCACCCGAAGCUCGGCAGACCCCAGGCCUCGGUGUUGAGAAUGCUUCAGACGGGCUCAUUUCCGUCUCAAUCCAGGCUGAGCCACUACGCUCCGGGUGUGGAUCCCCGUUGCCCCGACUGCGGCGAGGAAAGGCAAGAAGACUGGGAAGAAGCCGUCAAGAGCGACGACCUUCAAGUCCAGCUUCGGGCUGUCCAAAGGGCCUGCGAAAGGGCUGAAGAUCACGGUCUUCCGCCCCCGGUGCAGGUGCGGCCCGCGACUACGACAAAGUAGUCCCUUAGGACAAAAUAAAGUUUU
This is a messenger RNA of Dermacentor silvarum, 1607 nucleotides long. RefSeq lists its product as uncharacterized. Bases 543 to 1583 code for a protein of 346 amino acids. Gene Ontology annotation, molecular function: nucleic acid binding. The transcript is spliced from 2 exons. NCBI's taxonomy places the organism in Eukaryota, Metazoa, Arthropoda, Arachnida, Ixodida, Ixodidae. The record is from RefSeq and is a predicted model, not a curated record.